AUGGCCGCUACAAAUGGCGGUCGGGCGACCGGCGCAGGUCAAGACGAGGCUGAACUCCGUCGCAGGAAUGUUGCCAGCUAUGAAAAGGCCAAUGGACAACAUGUUUACAAGCUCGAGGCUGAGGACACAAAGAAACUGCAAAAGCCGCAGACGAGUAUUCUACAAUUCCUCGACGAGUGGGAAUUUUUGAUAGCUCCCAUCAUUUUUACAGCAUUUGCCUUGUUCACGAGGCUCUGGCGGAUAGGACUCUCUCCCAUUGUCACCUGGGACGAGGCCCACUUUGGCAAAUUCGGAUCACACUACCUGAAGCGGGAAUUCUACUUCGAUGUCCACCCUCCCCUCGGAAAGAUGUUGGUGGGCUUGUCCGGAUACCUGGCCGGCUACAAUGGAUCAUUCGAGUUCAAAUCCGGUGAAACAUACCCGGAGGAAGUGAAUUACACCUUCAUGCGCAUCUUCAACGCCAUGUUCGGCGUCGUAACCGUCCCCCUCGCAUACUACACAGCACGCGAACUGAACUUCAAACGAAGUGGUGUGUGGCUUGUCACUCUGAUGGUCCUCUGCGAAAACUCCUACGCCACCAUCUCUCGGUUCAUUCUACUCGACUCGAUGUUGCUCUGCUUCACCUUCACCACAAUUUUGUGCUGGGCAAGAUUCCACCGACUUCAGCACAAGAGUUUCUCCGUGGAAUGGUUUAUCUGGCUUUUCCUGACCGGUUUGAGCAUUGGGUGUGUCUGCAGCGUGAAAUGGGUGGGUCUUUUCGCCACGGCGCUUGUUGGACUGUACACCGUGGAAGAUCUGUGGAACAAGUUUGGCGAUCUGAAGAUGCCCAAGGUGGAGCUUGCAACCCAUCUAGUUGCUCGCGUCGUGGGCUUGAUCAUCAUUCCCAUCAUAGUCUACAUGUUCUCCUUCUGGGUUCACUUCUUGAUCCUAGAGAACUCGGGACCGGGUGAUGCGCAGAUGUCUUCCCUCUUCCAAGCCAAUCUCCGCGGAACCGAAGUUGGAAGGGACUCGCCGCUUGAACUUGCCCUUGGAUCCAAAGUCACUCUCAAGAAUAUGGGCUACGGCGGUGGUUUACUACAUUCCCACGUUCAAACAUAUCCGGAAGGGAGCGGCCAGCAGCAAGUCACCUGCUAUCACCACAAGGAUGCCAACAACGACUGGUUUUUCUAUCCCAAUCGCAGCCAGCCUGAAUAUGAUCCGGAAGGGCCUUUGAGCUUCAUUGCCGACAAACAGGUCGUCCGCCUCAUCCAUGCUCAAACUGGCCGAAAUCUUCAUUCGCAUGCCGUUGCAGCUCCUAUCACAAAGGCCGACUGGGAGGUUUCCUGUUAUGGCAAUGUCACUGUCGGCGACGAAAAGGACCAUUGGCAAAUUGAGGUUGUCAGUGACGCCGCGUCCUCCGAUAGAUCUCGCAUCCGGACCUUGACCACGGCGUUCAGGCUGAAGCACGUCGAACUAGGAUGCUACCUUCGUGCUGGAACUGUCAAUCUUCCUCAAUGGGGUUUCAAGCAGAUUGAAACAACCUGCGUAAAGAAGCCAAGUCCAAGGGAUGUUUACACACACUGGAACGUCGAAUCUCACGUUAAUGAAAGACUUCCCCCUGGAAACGCGGCAAAUUACCGGUCACCGUUCUUCAAGGAUUUCAUUCAUCUCAACGUGGCGAUGAUGACGUCGAAUAAUGCCCUCGUUCCUGAUCCCGAUAAGCAAGACGACCUUGCGUCCAAGUUCUGGCAGUGGCCCAUUCUGCACGUGGGACUUCGCAUGUGCUCGUGGGAGGAUCACAUCACCAAAUACUUCUUGCUCGGCAACCCGAUCGUCUACUGGGGCUCAACGGCUUCGUUGGGCGUGGUGGGCCUUAUCGUCGCGUGGUAUUUGAUUCGUUGGCAGCGGGGCUACAACGAACUCAGCCAGGCCGACAUUGACCAAAUCCAUUACUCAGGCAUCUAUCCAGUAAUCGGAUGGUUCUUCCACUAUUUCCCUUUUGUGAUCAUGGGACGAGUCACCUACGUCCACCACUACUACCCGGCUCUCUACUUUGCAAUCCUGGCGGCUGGGUUCAGCCUGGACUGGACCACACGACGUCUCAACAGCAAGGUGCGGUGGGGCAUCUAUUUCGUCUUGUACGCCGUUGUUAUUGGACUGUUCGUUUUAUUCAGCCCAGUUGUGUUUGGUAUGCAGGGAAGCAAUCGACAAUACGCGUAUCUCAGAUGGUUUGAUCGAUGGAGGAUUUCGGACGCCAAAAUGUGGGACGACGCUUGA
Molecule: messenger RNA, 2256 nt
Organism: Fonsecaea nubica
Lineage: Eukaryota; Fungi; Ascomycota; Eurotiomycetes; Chaetothyriales; Herpotrichiellaceae
Exons: 4
Coding region: 1-2256 (751 amino acids)
Biological process (GO): protein O-linked glycosylation via mannose
Cellular component (GO): membrane; endoplasmic reticulum
Molecular function (GO): dolichyl-phosphate-mannose-protein mannosyltransferase activity
Source: RefSeq, a predicted model, not a curated record